Trichophyton verrucosum HKI 0517 is the source of this 1281-nucleotide messenger RNA. Its product is annotated as nucleoside hydrolase, putative. The coding region runs from base 1 to 1281 and encodes 426 amino acids. Gene Ontology annotation, cellular component: cytosol. The transcript is spliced from 4 exons. Lineage: Eukaryota; Fungi; Ascomycota; Eurotiomycetes; Onygenales; Arthrodermataceae. The record is from RefSeq and is a predicted model, not a curated record. Gene Ontology annotation, molecular function: purine nucleosidase activity. Gene Ontology annotation, biological process: purine nucleoside catabolic process.
AUGCCUAAACGCAUUAUCAUUGACACCGACCCAGGCGUCGAUGACAUCCUGGCCCUCCUCCUGUCCUUCUCCGCAUCCUCGGCCGAGCUAGAAGUGGCACUCAUCUCCCUGACGUUCGGCAACAUCGAGAUAAAGAAGUGUCUCCGCAACGCGGUGUCGGUGUUCCACGUUAUUGAGAAGGAACUCGCUCAUCGCGGGGAGGCGGGGAAGCACGCCUUCUCUGCGCUCAAGGCAUGCCGGCCCAUUCUUGCCUGUGGCGCCGAGGGCCCUCUGGACGGCAGCAAGGUUGACGCGGGAUACUUUCAUGGUUUCGAUGGACUGGGGAACGUUCAUACAAAGUGUCCCCAUCUCUCCGCCGACGACACCUACCAGGCCCUGUUUGCGAGUGAAGAAGAAGAGGCCGCAGACGAAGGCGAGAAGCUGUAUAUACCGUCUCGCCAGCCGUCUCAUCUGGAGAUCCUCCGCCUGCUGCGCGAGAAUGAGGAAGACAGCAUUACCAUUGUGGCCGUGGGGCCGCUGACAAACCUUGCCCUGGCCGCGGCCGAGGACCUGCCUACUUUCCUGCGAGCCAAGGAGGUGGCCAUCAUGGGCGGAGCCAUCGACGAGCCAGGAAAUGUCACCCCCUUUGCGGAGUUCAACGUCUUCGCGGACCCCCUUGCAGCCGCCCAGCUGAUGGCGCUGACAUCGCUUAACCCACGGCGCACCUGGCCCGCAGCCUCGCCAAUGGCCGCUCCACGACGUCUGGACAAGAGACUUACUCUGAAGAUGGCACCGCUGGACCUGACGCACACGCAGAACUUCACUCCGACGGCCUUCCGCGCCGCCAUCACGCCGCACCUGCAGCGCAGCUCCCCGCUGGCCGAGCUGGUCUCCACCGUGGUCGAGCACACCUUCAGCACGAUCCGGGAGCUCAAGCUGGCCCGGCACGAGGCGGCGACGGCGGAAGAGGAGAUGAGCCUGCACGACCCCGUGUGCGUGUGGUACGUGCUGACGGGCGGGAGCGAGACAUGGCGGUGGCAGGAGCGAGACGUGCGGGUAGAGACGACGGGCCAGUGGACGCGAGGCGCGACGGUGGUGGACAGGCGGCUUGUCGGGCGGGUUGACGCCGACGUGGUGGACCAGGUGGUGGUGGAGGGCGAAGAGGAGAUCGCAGUCGUGGCGGAGGAGCAGGAGGACGACCGCGGCGGGUGGAGGGCGGGCGGCAACCGCGUGGGCGUGCUGGAGCGCGGGCCUGACAGCUUACUAAGCGAGGAGCUCCUCCGGCGAGUCUUUAGCCAGUAG